Molecule: messenger RNA, 441 nt
Organism: Perkinsus marinus ATCC 50983
Lineage: Eukaryota; Perkinsozoa; Perkinsida; Perkinsidae
Product: enolase, putative
Exons: 1
Coding region: 1-441 (146 amino acids)
Biological process (GO): glycolytic process
Cellular component (GO): phosphopyruvate hydratase complex
Molecular function (GO): phosphopyruvate hydratase activity; magnesium ion binding
Source: RefSeq, a predicted model, not a curated record
AUGUUCCGUGCAGCAGUGCCUUCUGGGGCCUCUACUGGCAUCUACGAGGCUCUUGAGCUCAGGGACGGCGAUAAGGCUCGAGAUGUCGGUAAAGGUGUCCUGAAAGCCAUCAAGAAUGUCAACGAUAUCAUCGCCCCCGCUUUCAUCGGCAAGGAUGUCACCGACCAGGCUGGUAUCGAUAAGUUGAUGGUUGAGGAGUUGGACGGUACCCAGAACCAGUGGGGCUGGUGCAAGGCCAAGCUCGGUGCCAACGCCAUCCUUUCCGUCUCCAUGGCUGCUUGCCGUGCCGGUUCCGCUGCUCAGAAUAUCCCUGUGUAUAAACACAUAGCUGAUAUCUCGAGGAAGCGCACCGACCAAUUCACGAUGCCUGUUCCGGCCUUUUUCCCGUUAUCAACGGUGGAUCCCACGCAGGUAACCGCCUUGCUUGUCAAGAGUUCGUGA